This is a messenger RNA of Sebastes umbrosus (honeycomb rockfish), 1874 nucleotides long. RefSeq names its product vimentin A2-like. Gene Ontology annotation, cellular component: axon; cytoplasm; plasma membrane. The transcript is spliced from 9 exons. Bases 102 to 1481 code for a protein of 459 amino acids. NCBI's taxonomy places the organism in Eukaryota, Metazoa, Chordata, Actinopteri, Perciformes, Sebastidae. The record is from RefSeq and is a predicted model, not a curated record. Gene Ontology annotation, biological process: intermediate filament organization. Gene Ontology annotation, molecular function: structural constituent of cytoskeleton.
GCCUUCCCAGGCGCACUCCUCUGAUGCAGUCUGGUCCAGAGCACCACCACCACCACCACCACCGAGCUAUUGUGUGAAAAGAGAUAUAUACACCAGCCAAGAUGUCUUAUAAAACUACACAGUCUUCUUACAAGAAGAUGUUCGGCGGAGAGAGAGUGACGUCUCGGAGCAGCUACUCCAGCAACCGUCAGUACUCCAGCCCGGUGCGCACCUCCUCCCGGGUGUCCUACGGGCUCUCCUCCGCUCCACCGAGCCUCUACGCGGUGAAGUCGACCCAGCAGCGGCUCCGGAGCAGCGCCGCCAUGCCCCGGCUGUCCUCCGACAACCUGGACUUCUCCCUGGCCGACGCCGUCAACAGCGAGUUCAUCUCGAACCGCACCAACGAGAAGGCGCAGAUGCAGUCCUUGAACGACCGCUUCGCCAACUACAUCGACAAGGUGCGCUUCCUGGAGCAGCAGAACAAGAUCCUGCUGGCGGAGCUGGAGCAGCUGAGGGGCAAAGGCACGUCCAGGGUCGGAGACCUGUACGAGGACGAGAUGCGGGAGCUGCGGCGCCAGGUGGACCAGCUCACCAACGAGAAGGCCCGGGUCGAGGUGUACCGGGACAACCUGGCCGACGACAUCGAGAGGCUGAGAGAGAAGUUGCAGGAUGAGAUGUCUCAGCGGGAGGAGGCUGAGAGCACCAUGCAGAGCUUCAGACAGGAUGUGGACAAUGCUGCCCUCGCCAGAUUGGACCUGGAACGGAAGGUUGAAUCACUCCAGGACGAAAUCAACUUCCUCAAGAAGCUGCAUGAUGAGGAAAUGCUGGAGAUGCAGAGCCAGAUCCAGCAGCAGCAGCAUGUGCAGGUGGACAUGGAGAUGGCUAAACCCGACCUGACAGCUGCUCUGAGGGACGUCCGUCUGCAGUACGAGAACCUGGCCUCCAAAAACCUCCAGGACUCUGAGGAGUGGUACAAAUCCAAGUUUGCUGACCUCACCGAGGCUGCAGCCAGGAAUAACGAUGCUCUGAGAAUGGCCAAGCAAGAGGCCAACGACUACAGACGCCAAGUUCAGUCACUUACUUGCGAGGUGGAUGCCCUUAAAGGAACUAAUGAGUCCUUGGACCGCCAGAUGAGAGAGGUGGAGGAGAACUUCUCCCUGGAGACAGGCGGUUACCAGGACACCAUCGGCCGCCUGGAGGAGGACAUUCACAACAUGAAGGACGAUAUGGCCCGCCACCUCCGCGAGUACCAGGACCUCCUAAAUGUCAAGAUGGCCCUGGACAUUGAGAUCGCCACUUACAGGAAGCUGCUGGAAGGAGAGGAGAGCAGAAUCACCACCCCAAUGCCAAACUUCUCAUCUCUAAACAUGAGAGAAACAAUGAUGGAUUCCAAACCUCAUUUUGAAGCUACAACAACUAAGAAGGUCCUCAUCAAGACAAUUGAGACCAGGGAUGGUCAGGUGAUCAACGAGUCAACCCAGAACCACGAUGACAUGGAGUAAUAAUGUCUCUGUCUUUGCCAAACAAUCAACAAAAAGCAAUGCGAAGAAACACAUUUCACUGGGGCUGGCUACAAGCAAGCAAACAAACAACACAAAAAGCAAACAGCUCGGAAAAGUGCCUUUAUAUGUGAUGAUCCAGUAAGCCUGUUAGUUGACACAGACUGUAUUCUGCUUCCUCCUCUACUGAAAGUAUUCUCUUUUGUCACAUUUUGUUUAGACACAAUAAUGAAAUCAGCACAACAUAGAAAUCCUUAUUGAGGUCUACAAAAAUCUUUCUUUGUAACCAAAGUAGUAUUUUUGAUCAAUACAGCAUGCACACUCCAGGAAAUCUGUAUGCUAAAGAUGUCACAAUUUGCCUGUACGCAGCAAUAAACCAGUAAGGCCGUAACUCAG